GAGAGAGAGAGCUACAGAAGUCAAGCGGGAAUGAUCGAGCUUGUGUAUUUAAUGGGCUCGCCCUCCGCUACAUGCUCCUCAUUCCACUCCUAGCGCUCUCUUCUUCGUCUCCUGUGCUCUUGUCCACUAAGCUCGGCAAGCUUCUCUUCUCAGUUCAUACCGGAGAAGAAGAUAGCGGUGAUCAGAGGGCCGGGGAACGACUCGUUUCCGCCAUUAAAGGAAAGGUUUUGAGCAGAGCGUAGAGGGUUGGGAAUGAAGUACGUGGUGGUAACGGGGGGAGUGGUUAGUGGGUUGGGGAAGGGGGUGACAGCGAGCAGCAUUGGGGUUCUGCUUAAGGCGUGCUGUAUGAGAGUCACCACCAUCAAGAUUGAUCCAUACCUCAAUACUGAUGCGGGAACGAUGUCUCCUUUCGAGCAUGGAGAAGUUUUUGUUUUAGAUGAUGGUGGAGAGGUGGAUUUGGAUCUUGGUAACUAUGAAAGAUUCCUUGACAUCAAACUGACACGUGAUAAUAACAUUACUACUGGAAAGAUUUACCAGUUUGUUCUUGAUAAAGAGAGAAAGGGAGAUUAUUUGGGGAAAACUGUUCAGGUUGUUCCACACAUUACUGAUGCCAUACAAGAAUGGAUUGAACGGGUAGCAUUGAUUCCCACUGAUGGAAAAGAAGGACCUGCUGAUGUCUGUGUUAUAGAACUUGGUGGAACAAUAGGAGAUAUUGAAUCCAUGCCAUUUAUUGAAGCUCUUAGUCAGUUCUCCUAUCGUGUAGGCCCCGGCAACUUUUGCCUUGUUCAUGUCAGCCUUGUGCCAGUUCUAAAUGUUGUUGGUGAACAGAAAACAAAGCCAACGCAACAUAGUGUUCGGGGUCUGAGAGGACGAGGAUUGUCUCCAAAUAUUCUUGCUUGCAGGAGUGCACUGCCUUUGGAUGAAAAUGUCAAAGAAAAGCUUUCACAAUUUUGCCAUGUUCAGAAGUCAAAUAUUGUUACUCUUUAUGAUGUUCCAAACAUUUGGCAUAUUCCUUUGCUUCUAAGGGACCAGAAGGCACAUAUUGCUAUCUUGAGAGCUUUGAACCUCCAAGGUGUAACUCGAGAGCCAAUGCUGGAGGAAUGGACUUCCAUGGCUAAAACCUGUGACACUCUACGUGAUCCUGUUAGGAUUGCCAUAGUUGGAAAAUAUACUGGUCUUUCUGACGCAUAUCUUUCUGUUGCAAAGGCUCUCUUACAUGCUUCUGUAGCCUGCCGUAGGAAACUUGUGAUAGACUGGGUUUCUUCCAUGGACCUUGAAGACUCAACUGCAGAAGAGGCACAUUAUGUUCAUAAAGCAGCUUGGAAUCUAUUGAAGGGUGCAGCUGGAGUAUUAAUUCCUGGAGGUUUUGGUGAUAGAGGCAUCCAAGGGAAAAUUCUUGCUGCAAAAUAUGCCAGAGAAAAUAAUAUCCCAUUUCUAGGCAUUUGUCUUGGCAUGCAAGUUGCAGUGAUUGAAUUUGCUCGCAAUGUCAUGAAUUUACAAGAUGCAAAUAGCAUGGAGUUUGAUACUAACACAAAGAACCCAUGUGUAAUAUUUAUGCCAGAGGGUUCCAAAACACAUAUGGGGGGUACGAUGAGGCUUGGAUCUAGGAGAACUUACUUCCAGCUUAAAGAUAGCAAAUCUGCCAAGUUGUAUGGAAAUGUGAAGUAUGUAGAUGAAAGGCAUAGGCAUAGAUAUGAGGUAAAUCCUGAUUUGGUUAUGAAGCUUGAAAGGUCUGGUCUUGCUUUUGUGGGCAAGGAUGAAAGUGGUAGAAGAAUGGAGAUUCUUGAGCUGCCUUCGCAUCCUUAUUAUGUUGGAGUCCAGUUCCAUCCAGAGUUCAAGUCAAGACCUAGGAAACCUUCUGCUCUUUUCUUAGGUCUAAUCGCCGCCUCUUGUGGGCAACUCGACGUGUUGCUUAAAGCGCAAGGCCGCGACAACUUGCUGCCGACAAAAAUGGUCACAAGCAACAGUCCCUCGGUCGCAAUGGUCUACCCAAAUGGACAUACAAAGCACCUCUCGAAUGGACCUUACUAUGCAAAUGGCAAUGGCGUCCAUGCCUAACUUCCCUUCAGCUGAUCAAGGCAGUGUGAGGUUUGGCUUCUUAUAUGCUACUACUAGUUUUCACAAGAUUGGAAAAUAGCUUAAUGGUUUUGCUCAAUAGUAGAAGUGGCAGUGGAGCUUGUUCCAGGUUUUUAACGAGGAACAGCCUAUGUAUUUCAUUUUGUCUGAAAAUGGAUCAGAAGGUUAUGAUAGUCUUCUUUUUCCUCAUAUUUUUGUCUGUUUUUUUUUUUUUUUCUCUUUGAUUUGAUAGUUCUUGAGAUGUCUGAUCAUGUAGAAGAAAUUAAAGCUUGUUUUAUCUGUAAAGUAUCAAUUCCAAGAAGCUGAAUCUGUGAUUUCUUCUUUGUUUUC
Molecule: messenger RNA, 2406 nt
Organism: Dendrobium catenatum
Lineage: Eukaryota; Viridiplantae; Streptophyta; Magnoliopsida; Asparagales; Orchidaceae
Product: CTP synthase
Exons: 21
Coding region: 253-2058 (601 amino acids)
Biological process (GO): CTP biosynthetic process; pyrimidine nucleobase biosynthetic process
Molecular function (GO): identical protein binding; CTP synthase activity
Source: RefSeq, a predicted model, not a curated record